This is a messenger RNA of Pecten maximus, 9869 nucleotides long. RefSeq names its product receptor-type tyrosine-protein phosphatase epsilon-like. The record is from RefSeq and is a predicted model, not a curated record. The transcript has 30 exons. Bases 578 to 3769 code for a protein of 1063 amino acids. Gene Ontology annotation, biological process: protein dephosphorylation. NCBI's taxonomy places the organism in Eukaryota, Metazoa, Mollusca, Bivalvia, Pectinida, Pectinidae. Gene Ontology annotation, molecular function: protein tyrosine phosphatase activity.
AGUUGUGUAUCAGCAUCUGGCAUGUCCCUUGAUGGAGGGAGGGACAAUCACCCGUAUUAGCCUGCUUCUGGCACUUGUACAGCCCGGAAUAUCCCUGGUAAAUUUGUCGCUGAGACGCCAAACUGCUUCGUCAGAUUUUCGAGAGGGAAAGGGGCCUUCUAGUUUAGUUGUUGACGGAAACAAUUCCGACAAGUUGAAUGAUCCCAAUAAUUCCUCCAUUCCACAAUGCCUCUACACUAAAAAAGGUCAGAAAACGGCCUUCUGGCAGGUCGACCUGGACCAAACAGUCGUACUGGAUCACGUGGAAGUCAUCUUUAGGAAAGGAGGACCUGAUGGACAGCAUACACAUCAAAAACGUCGGAACGGCUACUCCAUCAUUGUGUCAAGGUCGUCUACAUACCUACCCAUGACACCUAACAACACCUGUUAUAGUGAUACGGACCCUAGAUCGGAGUGCCAGAAACAACGAAACCCAGUGGUGUAGUAACAUAGGCAGUUAUGUCACUUUCUACAACCAAAGGAAUACCCUCUCGGGGAAACCUAUAGUUCGAAUGCUGUUCUGGAAUUAUGUGAGGUCAUGGUCAUGGGUUGUCCAAUACACAAACAUGGAGAUAACUGUAUGGAAAACUGCCCUCAAAACUGUUACGAAAAUAUGUGUUUCCCUAGAAAUGGAACUUGUAUGAAAGGUUGUCUGCCGGGUUACAAAGGAUCUACAUGUCAAGAGGAGUGUCCUGACUACCACUACGGAGCUCGCUGUGCUAGUGAAUGUAACUGUAAGGAAGGGCCGUGUAAUGUCAGGUCUGGUAUGUGUCCCCCGGGAGGAUGUGAACCUGGGUACAAAGGAUUAGAAUGCAGUAAAGAGUGUGAAGAUGGCGAAUAUGGUGACAACUGUAGAAACACAUGUGGUCAUUGUUCCUCAGGACAACUCACGUGUGACCACAGUAAUGGAACAUGUAAAGAUGGCUGUGAACCUGGGUACAAGAUCGACAAGUGUAGUGAAGUUUGUGACUCAGGGAAAUUUGGACGGCAUUGUACAAAUACGUGUGGCAGUUGCCUAAAUGGGGCGGCUUGUCAUCACAUCAACGGCACGUGUCUGACCGGAUGUGAUCCUGGUAAGAAGGGAGACGACUGUAAAACAGACUGUUCUCCUGGUGAAUAUGGUCCAAACUGUGAGAACAAGUGUGGUAACUGUGAACAUGGUACCCUUGCAUGUAAUAGAACUGACGGAUCGUGUCCAAAUGGAUGUUUGGCAGGAUGGCAGGCACCACAGUGCAAGAACGUUUGUCAACACGGCUGGUAUGGACAGAACUGUGCUGAAAAGUGUGGGAACUGUCGAAAUGGACAUACCUGCAACAACACCAUUGGGACUUGUGAGGAUGGUUGUAGCCCUGGUUGGAAGGAUUCUAUGUGUAAACAGGAAUGUUCCGCGAGAUGGUAUGGCAACGCCUGUCAAGAGAAGUGUGGUAACUGUGCAGGAGGAAGGAAUUGUCAUCACGUCCACGGCACAUGUCCCGAAGAUGGAGAAUCUCAUCGGUGUGAUCCAGGCAUGAAAGGAGAUAAAUGCAAAACUGAUUGCAGUAACACUGAGUAUGGGCCUGACUGUAGCCAGGUGUGUGGACGAUGUUUUAACUCUUCAUGCGAAUCGGUGUCUGGUAACUGUACUGGAGGGUGUCUGUACGGAUGGACAGGUAUUCAGUGCGUCGAAGAGCUUAUUGCUCCCGAACCGACGAUCCCAUCAGCUGUCAUCGCCACUGCAUGUAUCGUAGGUACAAUACUACUACUGGUUGUCCUGGUUGUUGUCCUGGUUGUCGUCAUAAAAAAGAGAAGACUACACCAACAACACCCACGGAAGGAUGCGAGCAAGAAUCUGGAGAUAGGUGUCAUGUAUGAAAACAUGGCAGCUGACACACACAUGGAUACAGAACCGAAUGAAGGCGACCAGAGAAUGUAUGACAUCGUGGCGGCAGACACACACAUGGUUUCGGAAUUAAAUCAUAACAGUCAGAUGAUGUAUGAAAACGUCGGUAAUGUCAGUCGGAGCGUUCAACCACAAAGUGGUGUGAUGACACAAAAUCUUCUACAUGAAAUCGCAAGAAAGGAGGAAUCGAACGAGUUUGAAAAGGAUUUUAAAGAUUUACCGGCUGGCUGUCAGUUCCCAUGUGAAGAGGCAACCAAGGCUGCAAACAAAGCCAAAAACAGAUACAAGACCACAUUCCCAUACGAUCAUUCCAGGGUGCAGCUGAGUGGAAGUCAACGUUACAUCAAUGCCAACUUUAUCAAGAACCUAGAGAAGACAAACGCGUAUGUGGCAACACAAGGUCCGAAAGCUAAUACUAUUGGCGACUUCUGGAAAAUGGUUUGGCAGCUGGAGACGGGAAGGAUAGUGAUGCUGGCACAAUGCGUUGAACAGGGAAAGCCCAAAGUGGAAAAAUACUGGCCUGAUAGUGGUGAUUCAAUUGAACAAGGUGGCAUGAAGAUAAGUUUUAUAUCUUCAAAACAAUGUGCAGCAUUCGUCGUUCGGAAGUUCAGAAUAGAAAACAAAUAUGCGGAUGAGACGAGAGUAAUCAGCCAGUUCCAUUUCACUAAGUGGCCGGACCACGGGACACCUGACGUCAUGCAUUUUGCGCUCCUUCUGCUGCAUGUGAAUUCCACCAAUUCUAAGAUGUCCGGACCAAUGAUUGUACACUGCAGCGCUGGUGUAGGACGGACAGGGACGUUCAUUGCACUAGAUGUCUUGUUCAAAAACGGGAAACUGACGGGUAGGGUUGACCCACCUUCAUACGUACAGAGCAUGAGGGAGGAUAGAAUGGAUAUGGUGCAGACAAAAUCACAGUACGUGUUUAUAUACCGGGCUUUGGUGGAGCUUUUCUUCAUCGACAACACAUAUCUAGACAUCAAUGAUUUCAGUUCUGAAUGCCUAAAUCCAUCACACCUCCGUCGGGAAUACAAGAGACUCAAUGCCGAGCGUCCAACCAUACCAAAAGACCAACUCUCGGAUGGGCUGAUGCAAAAGAACCAGAGUAAAAACAGGGACCAAAACAUAUUGCCAGGUCGCCUACACCGUCCUCUUUUGUCGUCACAUCCUGCCAACAAGACGAACUAUAUCAACGCCGUGUUCCUUCCGAGCGUUCAGAACUAUGAGGGAUACAUAGCUACACAGUGGCCUCUCCUGGAAACUGCUGAUGACUUCUGGGCGAUGAUAUACGACUACCAUACUACUGUUAUAGUCAUUCUGGACAGCGAUACUGACGUCAAUGAUCCAGACCUGUUACCAUCACAGGAGGACUCUGAGGUAACAGCAGGGAAUUUUUAUGUACAGGCUUCGAGUGGCCCUUGUACAGAAGGUUCCGUCUCCAUCGCAGAAGUCUAUCUUUCUAAAGUGGGGGAUGAUAGCUCCUACAAAAUUAAGAUAUUCAGAAUGUGUGACUGGCCCCAUGACGACGAGCAAACAUGUGAGGAGGGCAGCGUUAUGCGAAUGGUGUAUGCCUCCCAGGAAUGUCGGAGAAACACCAGUACCAGUGGUCCCAUUACCGUUGUCUGCAGAAACGGGUCCUCAAAAUGUGGAAUAUUUUGCACAGUGGCCAAUGCCAUAGAAAACAUCAACCUCAACCAGAGGACAAGCCUGAUUCAGGUGGUGAGACAGCUCCAGCUUCGACGCCCGUCUUUUAUUGGCACUUAUGAAAGCUACGUCAUAUGCAACCGAGAAGUGAAGGCCCAUUUCGACUCCUUGUCAGAAUAUCAAAACUACGAACAACCAUCCACAAAUUGAAAUCUAGAAAAGACCAAACAUUUUAUUCGCACGUUUUAAGAUGAUUUCGUAUCAACCACAGAUAUCGAUGAAUACGCAUACAACGGGUUGAAAAGGUUUGAAAAGAUCUCGUCUUUGUCAAUGCCGUGCUUUCUUAUUAGAUAAAACAACAGAUCUUUUAAAUACAAAUUGAUUCAAUGUCGUACAACAUAGAGAUCUAAAGCCAUAUAUAUCGUAAUAUACAGUAGAACUUGUCUAAAAAUCCUACUGAAUGAUGAAAAGAAAAAUGGCCUUUAUAGUUUACGUUCGAGAAGAAGUGACCUUCAUUAUAAAAAUAUAUCAAGGUUGUCUGUGCAAUAGUCCAGAAUAUGACACGAGGUACUGGUAAUCGACCGAUGUUCUAUGGCACGAUGUCGAAUUGCACAGAUAUACUAUAUUUUAUAUAAUCUCUAUAUAUUUAUACAUGAUAUACAUGUACUUGUUUUAUUACAUAAUUCACUAAAACACACAUAGAAUCAUUGAAGUCUCGACUUUUCUGUAGACCUAGGAGUCGCCAUGACUGUCGUCUGGCAGUGUUGUCAUCUGAGUCACUUAGACGCUUGAAAGGAUAGGACUAAAAUUCCUAAACAAUAUGGGUGUUCAAUAGUUCGCACAUGACCGUGAAAUAGUUCAAAAUAUAGCUAAUGUGUAUAGUUAAGGAAAACGCUUUAUGUGAUACAGAUAUAUGUUGUAUGGAUUAACAUUAAGAAACGCUAGACAGUACAGCUUAUAUUACCACACGAUUGAAUGUAAUCCAGCACGAAGGCGGCAUGAUGUCAUGUUUGUUUUGGCACAGAGUACGAGUUUUAUUAAACUGCGAUGUCAACAACGAGAACAAUAUAAUCAAAUCCGUAUUAUUCUGAUUUGAAGUAAGUUUUGUUUGAAUUAAGAGGUUAGUUGCUCACGAUAUAAUAUCGUGUAUACAAGCAAUAUUGGAUCAUACCUGGGUAUCGUAUCAAAUGAACAAAUAUUGGGGUUUAGUUGUUUGAUUUGACAUUACAUUUAUCAAAUAAAUGUCAUACGAGUGUUCUUUAGAUACCGGCCAUAUAUAUGUCAAAGUGUUCUGACGAGUCAAUGUACAGGUAUAUCGUGACUGAUGAGAAUAAUAAAUUCUAGAGAGUUCUCAAACUAUUACUAUAAAUGAUGGUUGAUGUAUAACAGAAAAGAAUAGUCACAAACGAUAUAAAGUUGUUGAGAAGUGAAUUGAAAAUUGUUCAGUUUUGUAAUGAAGUUUGACGCUAUUUUACUUUUGUGCUUAAUUUGAUCAUAUGUUAUUAUGUAAUGUCUCAGUUGUUGUAUUGUACUUUGUAAACUUUAAAACUAUUUUAAAAGGAUGGCAGAUUAAUGUGUUAUAAGUGCGUACUAGUCUUAAAAAAUGCCGAUAGUUUGCGGUAGUCGUCAAUCAUGAUAGUUGACAUUUAUCAGGAAUAAAUUAAACAACAGCAUUAUGCAUAUGUAAUUUAAUUUGUUUAGGUCACCUGACACAAAGUUACGAGUGACCUAAAGAGAAAAUCGCCUUUUGUUCUUCGUCGUGCGUCGGGCGUCCGUAAACAUUUUACAUGUUCGACUUCUCAGAAACCCCUGAACCAGUUUUAAUCAAAUGCGGAAACCUUCCACGGCCAAAGGUCAACUAAAAUUGUGAAUUAGGACUGAGGGGUGGGAUCAAAAGAAGUCAAAUUAACUGAAAUCUCACAAAUCUUCUCAAACCCCAAUAAGGUGGAAUAAAAUACUCUUCAUAGAUGGAAUGGUCUUGAGGUACUUUACAAAAAUCGUGAAUUUCAUGGAGUCUCAUGUUUGCCCUUGGGGAAGAGGCAAAGUUUACGUUUGUUUUGUUUUUGUUUAACGUUCCAUUAACAGCCAGGGUCAUUUAAGGACGUGCCAGGUUUUGGAGAUGGAAGGGGGAAAAAACCGGGCUACGGUCAGUACCUGCCCCACGCUGGUUUCGAACUCGCCAACCAGAGGUGGAGGGCUAUUGAUAAAGUAUCGGGACACCUUAACCACUCGGCCACCGUGGUUUUAUUUAUUUAUUUAUUUAUUUAUUUAACGUAGUUUAUAUAAGGAAGUAUUAUUUUUAACUAUCAUUUGUUGGUUUCUCUUGGGAAGAAUUUGUAGUUUUGGAAGGCCCGACUAACCCCAAGGGCUGGUAGGCGGGAUCGAAUUGACAGAAAUAUUACAAAAGUCAGGUGACCGUUAAGGCCCAUCAGCUUCUUGCGACAACAAAAAAAAGCAUAUGUACGAUGUAUUGUUCUAUUCGUUGUCGUUGAAUUGUUAUAUGAAAAUGUACAUGUAUUUAUAUGAAAUUACAUUUUACGUUCUUUUUAAAAAUGUACUUGUAAAUAUAUAAUAGUAUUACUCUCAAAAUUGUACCAACCAGUAUUAUACGAUGAACCUAACACUGCAAUGAUGACAUAAAUGCCCAACCAUAUUUUUUUUACUAAGUUUGUCCACCGCACUUUUAAAGAACAUAAUUUGUUUUUUCAAUCCUUAUUUACAUGUAAUUCGAAAGAGUGACACGAUUCACAAAUAUACACGUGUACCUAAUGAAAUACAAAAUUAAUGAAAAUAUGAAAUUUAUUGAUAAUGAUCAAGUUUAUUGAAUUUUGGUCUUUUUUCGUAUCUCCCCUUCCAGGUUUUUGGUAUCUCUCCCAUGCUAUUGUCCUACCAGUAGACGGAAGUUGACAUGUGAUUGUCAUACCAGUAGAUAAAAGUUGACGUGUGAUUGUCAUACCAGUAGAUAAAAGUUGACGUGUGAUUGUCAUACCAGUAGAUAAAAUUUCAUGUGAUUGUCAUACAAGUAGAUAAAAGUUGACAUGUGAUUGUCAUACCAGUAGAUAAAAGUUGACGUGUGAUUGUCAUACCAGUAGAUAAAAGUUGACAUGUGAUUGUUAUACCAGUAGAUAAAAGUUGACAUGUCAUUGUCAUACCAGUAGAUAAAAGUUGACAUGUCAUUGUCAUACCAGUAGACGGAAGUUGACAUGUCAUUGUCAUACCAGUAGACGGAAGUUGACAUGUGAUUGUCUUUGCAGUAGACAAAAUUAACAUGCUAUUGUCAUACCAGUAGACGGAAGUUGACAUGUGAUUGUCAUACCAGUAGACGGAAGUUGACAUGUGAUUGUCAUACCAGUAGACAGAAGUUGACAUGUGAUUGUCAUACCAGUAGAUAAAAAAUGACAUGUAAUUGUCAUACCAGUAGACGGAAGUUGACAUGUGAUUGUCAUACCAGUAGACGGAAGUUGACAUGUGAUUGUCAUACCAGUAGACGGAAGUUGACAUGUCAUUGUCAUACCAGUAGAUAAAAGUUGACAUGUGAUUGUCAUACCAGUAGACGGAAGUUGACAUGUGAUUGUCAUACCAGUAGAUAAAAAGUUGACAUGUGAUUGUCAUACCAGUAGAAAAAAAUUGACAUGUAAUUGUCAUACCAGUAGACGGAAGUUGACAUGUGAUUGUCAUACCAGUAGACGGAAGUUGACUUGUGAUUGUCAUACCAGUAGAUAAAAGUUGACAUGUGAUUGUCAUACCAGUAGACGGAAGUUGACUUGUGAUUGUCAUACCAGUAGACGGAAGUUGACAUGUGAUUGUCAUAGUAGUAGACAAAAAUUAACAUUUGAUUGGCAUACAAGUAGACGGAAGUUGACAUGUGAUUGUCAUACCAGUAGACGGAAGUUGACAUGUGAUUGUCAUACCAUUAGACAAAAGUUGACUUGUGAUUGUCAUACCAGUAGACGGAAGUUGACAUGCGAUUGUAAUACUAGUAGACGGAAGUUGACAUGUGAUUGUUAUACCAGUAGAUAAAAGUUGACAUGUGAUUGUCAUACCAUUAGACGGAAGUUGACAUGCGAUUGUAAUACUAGUAGACGGAAGUUGACAUGUGAUUGUUAUACCAGUAGAUAAAAGUUGACAUGUGAUUGUCAUACCAUUAGACGGAAGUUGACAUGCGAUUGUAAUACUAGUAGACGGAAGUUGACAUGUGAUUGUCAUAUCAGUAGACGGAAGUUGACAUGUGAUUGUCAUAGUAGUAGACAAAAAUUAACAUGUGAUUGUCAUACCAGUAGACGGAAGUUGACAUGUGAUUGUCAUACCAGUAGACGGAAGUUGACAUGUGAUUGUCAUACCAGUAGACGGAAGUUGACAUACGAUUGUAAUACUAGUAGACGGAAGUUGACAUGUGAUUGUCAUAGCAGUAGAUAAAAGUGGACAUGUGAUUGUUAGGAAUAAUUUAAAACUAUAAACGCCUCUAUGUAUGUAUGAAUGUAUGUGUGUUUUUAGCUUCACUUUAAGAUGUCCUUGAGAAGCCACUAGGUACAGUAAAUAUGAUUUUGCCCAUUGUUUGUAUAGACAUCGUGCUAUUCCGUAGUUAUCAAUAUCCUUUUACAGGUAGGUAGAUGUCUGUUUACUCACUUUGUUAAUAAUGAUCUUCAAUACAGUAACACAUCUCUUACCCAUUAGAGUAAUGGAGCCAUAACAAAGCAGCACUUUUUUUUUUCAUUUACAACUACCCUCAUCUCAAAAAAUUAUUCAAGUAGCUUAUUCUGCAGUAUCUACAAACCGUUAUCCUAUUCAUAACGGUUAACAUUUCUAUAAAUUUGACUUCGGGAUAGCAUUCUUCAGCGCGCGUACCACCAAUCGUGUAGCUUCCUGCGCACAACCCCAGUGAAGUGUGACGCCCGAUCCACCGUGACCAUAGUUGUGGACGAUCUAUCAAUACAAAACAAUGCACGUAAAAUAAAUUUCAAUCACAUGAAGACACGUAGUGACAGAAAAUUAAAAAUAAAUCAAUAAAAGACAAAUUUCUGUAAAAUAGCAAACAUAUCUCAUUUUUUAUCACAUAAAAGUUACGGUGUCUGUCAUCCCAGUGGAUGCAAAUGUAUUUCUUAUUUUUGGCGAAUUAUUAUCUAUUAGCCAUAUAUACGAUAAUGGACAUAAACAACAAAUUUCUUAGAAAAUAAAACUAAAAAUAAAGUAGGAAAUUUUAUUGAAAAACAGUAAAUUAAGCCCUGCCCUGAAAGAAGGGCAUAGACUUGUAUCUGCUGUCCCUAUUGCAUGAUUUGUAAGCGGGAAUGUAUGGAGGUUAGUAUAUUGGUCUAUUGGUACUUCACGUAAAAUUUCUAUGGUACGUUAUGAGUUAUUUGAUCAUAAUAAGAACUAUGUUUAGUAAUACAUACUGCAGCAUUUCCCUCUCUACCGGUAUGUUUCCUAUCCAGUUCCACUCUUAUUCUGGUCCUCUGUGGCCGCAAACCAACCCAUUCUUCAAGAACCUCGGCUUUCUGAAUAAAAUUGAAAAUCAAUCUCAAUCAAAGGCAAAAUCAGAAGCCAAUAAGACAGGAUGAAAUAAGAUCAUAAUGUUAUUUUGUUUUUGAUUUUUGUUUCUGAUUUUUUGUGGAUUUUUUUUUGUUUUUUUUUGUUUUUUUUUGGUUUUGUUUUUUGUUUUUGUUUUUUUACCUUCAAGCUGGGUAGAAGUUUACAACAACCAUUCCAUAUCAGAUCACGAUCAGCACUGUCCACUUGUGUGUUCCAGUCUCCUACUUGGCUUGUACCGCCUAAGACCACCUCACGUGCACUGCACAUUUAGACAGAUGUACAAUGUUUAAUAUUCGUGUCAGGGAUGGAUAUAGGUUUGCAAAAAAGAAUUAAAAAAAAAAAACCUUACAAGAAUUAAAUCUCAUAUGAAAUGAAAACAAAUGUAACAUCCUUUCUCUCACAGGUUUUAAAGUCAAACUAGGAGUGUUUUAAUCAAACGGCGACAGCCAUUUUUUGUACCAUUCACAAUUCUUGACGUCAUGUAAUUUUUCAUAUCAUGACGUCACAAUCAAUUUCUGACUGGCGCAGACAAGGGAAAACAUUCCAUAGUAUAUUACACUAGUGCCAUAUGUAAAAGUAUUACAGUGGAGAAAUCACUGGAACAGGCCGAUAAUGUGAAACAUGUAACAGAUUUACGGCAACAUAAGUAUUACCACCAGUUGGGUAAAGUAUCUUUAGUAAGGUUGAUAGUGUCUCAUGUCUGUACCCUAAACGUUUGACUUUCUGGGAAAAUAAUUGUUGGAUUUUGUAAAUACCGGUGAAUAAAUCAUAUUUUUGUAUCAAA